This is a messenger RNA of Larimichthys crocea (large yellow croaker), 864 nucleotides long. Its product is annotated as serotriflin. The transcript has 8 exons. Gene Ontology annotation, cellular component: extracellular region. The record is from RefSeq and is a predicted model, not a curated record. The coding region runs from base 39 to 797 and encodes 252 amino acids. Lineage: Eukaryota; Metazoa; Chordata; Actinopteri; Sciaenidae.
GCUCUCAGAGGUUAAGAGUCUUGGACUCAGCCGUGACCAUGCACACUCUGAGCUUCCUGUGUGUCCUGGGCCUCGCUGUUGCUCUCCAGGUGCCUUGCACCUCUGCCUGGUUUGGUUGGUCCAAUAAGGAUAGAUCAGGUUCGUCCUCGUCCUCGUCAGGAGGGGGCAGCACCGAGGUCACUUCUUCAGUCAAGAGGGAGAUCGUAGACAAACAUAACGCCCUGAGGAGAAAUGUUCGACCUUCUGCCAGCGACAUGUUGAAAAUGAGUUGGGACAAUGAAGCUGCAGCCAAUGCUCUGAGAUGGGCUAAAACUUGCUCCAUGGAUCACAGCUCUAAAAGCGCCAGAAAGAUUAGUGGCUUUGGCUGUGGAGAGAACCUGUACAUGGCCAGCUACAAGAACUCCUGGAGCAACGCUAUCCAGUCCUGGUACGACGAGAUAGAGGACUGGCGUUACGGAGUGGGAUCCACUAACGGGGGAGUGGUCGGACACUUCACACAGGUCGUUUGGGCCAAGUCCUACAAGAUUGGCUGUGCUUUGGCCCACUGCCCCAACUCCAGAUACAAAUACUUCUACGUCUGCCAGUACUGCCCACCUGGAAACUACCAGCUUGCUCGCCCCUACGAAACAGGACGUCCCUGUGGUGCCUGCCCCGGGAAAUGUGAGAACGGACUGUGCACUAACCCCUGUCCCUACGUGGAUAAGUACGGUAACUGCCCUGAUCUGAAGCGGAAGUGGACCUGCAGUAAGAGUGAAGUGGCCUCUUGGUGUCCCGCCUCCUGCAAGUGCGGCUCUUAGAUGACUUAAAUGUCCACAUGUACUCUGACUUAAUCAGUCAGUUUCAAUAAAUAUACUCAGCAUCAAA